GGUGGAUAUUUUUCCUUCAAUCCUCAUCACGCAUCAUCUGCGUUAUUGGCAGAAGCCAGACCUUCGAACGUUACGGCAUCACCAUCUACUUCCACUGAUCACACUGAGAACCUUGAGAUGAGCAACGACGACAUCAUGACCUACCUUACAUUCCCAAUACCCCUCUGCAUUACGCCAACUCAUGCCCUCGAACCCAUUCAUGUCAGUCAUAGAAUACGAUGGAGUAUCCUCAUCCUUAAUCUCGACGGUCACACGUCCGAGCUGCGUUGUUCUCUUCCUCCCCACCUUCUUGAUUAUCGGCUACUGGAAGCGGCUCAUUCGCAUACGUCUGCUACUCGGCGUCUUCUCCUUGGCGGUCCUGAAGUCCCACCAGAAGUACUUCAUAAUGAUAUGGAGCUUCCGAGUUACACAGCUGAACAUGUUCUUUCCUGAGAGCGCCACAACGCGGGUCACCAACUCAUGGGUUACUUCGCCAGUCUGAUGAACGGCGGGAUUGACAGACGAUGUCAUCG
This is a messenger RNA of Desarmillaria tabescens, 512 nucleotides long. RefSeq lists its product as uncharacterized. The record is from RefSeq and is a predicted model, not a curated record. NCBI's taxonomy places the organism in Eukaryota, Fungi, Basidiomycota, Agaricomycetes, Agaricales, Physalacriaceae. The transcript is spliced from 2 exons. The coding region runs from base 118 to 432 and encodes 104 amino acids.